Drosophila elegans is the source of this 4019-nucleotide messenger RNA. RefSeq names its product dosage compensation regulator. Gene Ontology annotation, cellular component: nucleolus; ribonucleoprotein complex; intracellular anatomical structure. The coding region runs from base 88 to 3906 and encodes 1272 amino acids. The transcript is spliced from 5 exons. Gene Ontology annotation, molecular function: ATP binding; 3'-5' DNA helicase activity; double-stranded RNA binding. Lineage: Eukaryota; Metazoa; Arthropoda; Insecta; Diptera; Drosophilidae. Gene Ontology annotation, biological process: regulation of mRNA processing; positive regulation of transcription by RNA polymerase II. The record is from RefSeq and is a predicted model, not a curated record.
AUUUUCUUACCCAAAAAAAAAAGCAAAAGGAAAUAUAUCGAUCAGGCUAGCAAGUUUCAAUUUGAGUACGAAUUAAAAUAGCAGAACAUGGAUAUUAAAUCAUUUCUGUAUGAAUUUUGCGCUAAGUCGCGUGUUGAACCAAAGUUUGACGUUCGCCAAACGGGUCCGAAAAACCGUCAGCGUUUCCUGUGCGAGGUACGAGUAGAGCAGAACAACUACAUUGGUGUGGGGAACUCCACCAACAAGAAGGAUGCCGAGAAAAACGCGUGUCGUGACUUUGUCAACUACCUGGUGCGGGUGGGUAAGCUGAGUGCCCAGGAUGUUCCGGCCGAUGUGGGAGCUUCGUCGGGGGCGGCACCCAAGGCCGGUUCGCUGGUCGAGGGCGGGGACGGCGGAAAUCAGAAGCGCGUGUUUGGAGGUCAGUCGGGUCCACAGGAUCUGGGCGAGGCCUACCGCCCAUUGAACCACGCGGGCGGACCCGAUGGCAGCCGCUUCAGCAUCAUCGACCAUGUGCAGGAGCAGAAGGACAUGAACGAGGCUGAGUCCAUCGAUGUUAACGCUGCCAUCCACGGCAACUGGACCAUAGAGAACGCCAAGGAUCGCCUGAAUAUGUACAAGCAAGCGAACAAUAUUCGCGACGAUUACAAGUAUACCCCAGUGGGCCCGGACCACGCUAGGAGCUUUAUGGCCGAGCUGUCCAUUUACGUGCCGGGGCUCAAACGCAAGGUGACGGCCCGCGAGACGGGCUCCAACAAAAAGUCGGCCAGCAAAUCGUGCGCCCUGUCCCUAGUGCGCCAGCUCUUCCAUUUGAAGGUCAUUGAGCCGUUCAGCGGAUCUCUCAAGAAGAAGAAAGACGAGGAGCUGAAGCCCUACCCGGUGAAGCUGUCUCCUGAGCUGGUCAACAGCAUAGACGAGGUGAUCCAGGUGCUGGAUCUUCCAGUCGUCAAUCCGCGCAAUAUUAAAAUCGAACCGGACGGCGCUCCCAUUCCACUAAUUGUUAACAUAAACCGUAUUGACUCUUUACCACAAGAGGGAGAGAAGCGUCAAGAAAGCUCGGUGAUUCCCUGGGCACCUCCGCAGCCAAACUGGAACACCUGGCACGCCUGCAACAUCGACGAAGGAGAACUGGCCACCGCCUCGAUCGAUGAUCUGUCGAUGGAGUUCGAGCGAUCGCUCCGAGAACGCCGCCAGAACGACGAAAAUUAUCGUCAAUUCCUUGAGUUCCGCGACAAGCUGCCCAUUGCGGCUAUGCGAUCCGAGAUACUUAGCGCCAUUAAUGAGAAUCCAGUUGUGAUCAUUCGCGGUAACACCGGCUGCGGCAAGACCACCCAAAUAGCCCAGUACAUUCUCGACGACUACAUCUCUUCCGGCCAAGGUGGCUACGCCAACAUUUACGUGACCCAGCCGCGCCGCAUCUCGGCAAUUUCUGUGGCAGAACGAGUCGCCCGCGAGCGUUGUGAGCAAUUGGGCGACACCAUCGGCUACUCUGUGCGAUUUGAGUCUGUUUUCCCUCGGCCCUACGGGGCCAUUCUCUUCUGCACCGUGGGCGUGUUGCUGCGCAAGUUGGAGGCGGGCUUGCGGGGAGUCUCGCACAUCAUCGUCGACGAGAUCCACGAGAGAGACGUGAACAGCGAUUUUCUGCUGGUCAUUCUCCGUGAUAUGGUGGACACCUACCCGGAUCUGCACGUUAUUCUUAUGUCGGCCACCAUCGACACGACGCUCUUCUCUAAGUACUUUGGCGACUGUCCCGUACUAGAGGUGCCCGGGAGGGCCUUCCCUGUCCAACAGUUCUUCUUAGAGGACAUUCUCCAGAUGACAGAGUUUGUGCCGUCGGUGGAGUCGCGUCGGAAGCGCAAGGAGGCAGAAGACGAGGAGCAGCUUCAGCUCACAGAGAACAAGGAAGAGGCGGAAACCAAUUUCAACAAAGUGUGCGAGGACAAGUACUCCCAGAAGACGCGCAACGCUAUGGCCAUGCUCUCCGAGUCGGACGUUAGCUUCGAGCUGCUGGAGUCUUUGCUGGUGCACAUCAAGUCAAAAAACAUUCCCGGCGCCAUUUUGGUAUUUCUGCCCGGCUGGAACCUGAUUUUUGCACUCAUGAAGUAUCUGCAAAGUACGAAUACUUUCGGUAAUUCAGCCCAGUAUCGCAUUUUGCCGUGCCACUCGCAGAUUCCUCGAGACGAUCAACGCAAGGUGUUUGAGCCAGUUCCGGAAGGCGUCACCAAGAUCAUCCUCUCUACCAACAUCGCAGAGACUUCGAUAACCAUUGACGAUAUUGUUUUCGUGGUGGAUAUCUGCAAGGCGCGCAUGAAGCUCUUUACUUCGCACAACAACCUAACCAGCUACGCCACCGUGUGGGCCAGCAAGACCAACCUGGAGCAGCGCAAGGGACGCGCCGGACGAGUCCGUCCCGGCUUCUGCUUCACGCUCUGUUCACGCGCCCGUUAUGAGGUACUUGAGGACAACCUCACGCCCGAGAUGUUCCGCACGCCUCUGCACGAGAUGGCUCUCACCAUUAAAUUGCUCCGGCUGGGCGCCAUUCACCACUUCCUGUCGAAGGCCCUGGAACCACCGCCAGUAGACGCUGUUAUCGAGGCGGAGGUGUUGUUGCGCGAGAUGCGCUGCCUGGACGUCAACGAUGAACUAACGCCUUUGGGUCGCCUGCUGGCACGUCUCCCAAUCGAGCCGCGGCUGGGCAAGAUGAUGGUGCUGGGGGCGGUGUUCGGCUGUGCCGAUCUGGUCGCCAGCAUGGCCUCCUACUCUAGCACAUUCUCCGAGGUGUUUCAGCUGGAUAUAGGGCAACGUAGACUGGCUAAUCAUCAGAAGGCGCUGAGUGGCAACAAAUGUUCCGACCACGUGGCCAUGAUUGUGGCCUCGCAACUAUGGCAGAACGCCAAGCACCGCGGCGAGCAGGCAGAAGCUAGGUUCUGCGAAUGGAAGGGUCUGCAGAUGUCGACUAUGAACGUAAUGUGGGAUGCGAAGCAGCAGUUGCUGGAUCUGCUCCAGCAGGCCGGGUUCCCUGAGGAGUGCAUGAUACCGCACGAGGUGCACGCAGACGCUGAUCAAGACGACCCAGUGCUGGACGUGUCGCUGGCUCUUCUGUGCCUGGGUCUCUACCCAAACAUUUGCGUGCACAAGGAGAAGCGCAAGGUGCUGACUACGGAGUCAAAGGCGGCGCUGCUGCACAAGACUUCUGUGAACUGUAGCAACCUGGCCGUGACCUUUCCGUAUCCGUUUUUUGUCUUCGGCGAAAAGAUCCGCACGCGGGCCGUAUCCUGCAAGCAACUGUCGAUGGUCGCGCCUCUACAGGUGAUGCUCUUCGGAUCGCGCAAGAUCGACUUGGCCGCCAACAACAUGGUGCGCGUGGACAACUGGGUUAACUUUGAAAUGGAACCGGAACAUGCAGCCAAAGUAGGGGCCCUGAAACCGGCUCUAGAAGAUCUCAUCACCGUCGCCUGCGAUAAUCCGGCCGAAGUGCUCCACUUGGAGGAGCCCUACGCCAAGCUGGUCAGGGUGGUAAAGGACCUUUGUGCCAAGCGCUCUGGCGAUUACAGACUGCAACGCGAUACGGGAAUAUUGCCACACCAGUCACGCCAGUUCAGUGCUGGCGGCGGACCGGCCAAACGAGGUCGCUUUGAAGGCGGCAGCGGUGGACGUUUCGCUCCCAGAGGUUAUGGCAACAGAGGAAACGUCCCCUUCGGCAGUGGGGCAGGUCGUGGAUAUGGCGGAGGAGGAUAUGGAAAUAACAGAGGAGGCUAUGGCUACAAUAGAGGCUUUGGAAAUAGCGGAGGCGGAUUUGGGGAUAUAGACGGUGGUUUUGGGAGCAAUCGAGGAUCGGGAGGAGGCUUUGGAAACUUUGGAAAUGGCAACGGAGGCCCCGACCAAACUGGCAGCUGGGGGCGUUAUUAACAUAUUUAAUCUGACAAUUUUCAAUGAAUUUCUCCUAACCAAAUAAGCGGGACUAUGUGUAUUCUUAUCAUAUUUUGAAACAAGUUUAUAAAAAUGAAAGACAUUUGAAAUAA